Molecule: messenger RNA, 309 nt
Organism: Spirometra erinaceieuropaei
Lineage: Eukaryota; Metazoa; Platyhelminthes; Cestoda; Diphyllobothriidea; Diphyllobothriidae
Source: the annotation of a GenBank genome assembly
AUGAUUCUUCGGGAAUUCCUAAUCUGCACACUUCUGGUCGCCAGUCUUGUUUGUCUGCAGGCACACUCCACAGAGGAUGCCUACCAGAUGUCGCAGGACGUCGUCGACGAAGAGCAACAUCUGCUGGAUGCUGCACUGGUGGAAGGCGAGCUGGAGGAUGUGCCAUCGCUAGAGGGAGAGCGUGUGCGGAUUUUACAACCAGCACGAUUUCGUGUGAGGAUUCGGUUGGGCGGUCGACGUGGACUGGGCGGACGCAUAUUUCGGAGUCGCGGAGGCAGGAUAUUUUGGCAGUACCUCGGCGCGCGUUAG